This is a messenger RNA of Aspergillus fumigatus Af293, 11868 nucleotides long. It is a transcript of the gene nrps12, whose product is annotated as nonribosomal peptide synthetase fmqA. Gene Ontology annotation, biological process: secondary metabolite biosynthetic process; amino acid activation for nonribosomal peptide biosynthetic process. Gene Ontology annotation, molecular function: catalytic activity; phosphopantetheine binding. Lineage: Eukaryota; Fungi; Ascomycota; Eurotiomycetes; Eurotiales; Aspergillaceae. The record is from RefSeq and is a predicted model, not a curated record. Gene Ontology annotation, cellular component: cytoplasm.
AUGGAACGUUUGGAAGCAAAGAAUCAAACUACAAAGCACGGAGAAAGAAUGGCCCCACAGCGAUAUUCAGUGUUGCGUGAUGAAAAGUGCCUCUUUCCCGUACGGAACGAUGGGAAACUGCUCGUCGAUGAAUGGAGAGUCACAGAGCUGGCGAUUUCCAGCGGAGAAAAAGGCCUCAAGUUGUGCCGGACAACUUGUCCUACAGCCGGAGCAGAUCCUCGGUACCUUGCCGCGGCGGCUUGGGCCCUCCUUCUCUGGCGCUUUGCGGAAGUGGACACAGUGCAGAUUGGUUUGCAAGACAUACCGCCAGGGGCUAACGAAGACAUACUAGAGGCCGGGCUUAAGAGGGGAAUGAAAGUGCUGGCAGCAUCCCGGAGACAGGUCCAACUGCUGAACGAGCUAUGGCAAGGGGAUACAUGGUCGAUUUCGGAUGCCGACCCAACCUGCUAUUCGUACUUCGAUACUGGGAUCGUGAUAUGCCGUGGAAACUCGCAGGACUGCUUGGCCAAGUGUCGCAGUCCCAAUCAAUUGCGCAAGGCAAACGGAGAGGCUUGCAAUGUGCUGUUAGUUCUGGAACUCGAUCUCGACUCCAAUUGGCGGAAAUGUUUUCUUGCAUACAAAACCACCGUGCUGACCGAUAUCCAAGCUACGCAUCUGAAGUCCUCCUUCGAAGAAGUCGUCGAGCUUGCUAGGGCGGGAAGAGGUAUUCCCCUGAGUGAGAUUUGCUUAGUGAGCCGAAGGCAGUUGGACCAGAUUGGGAAAUGGAACGAGCGUGCUUUAGUCCAGCCUAAGUUCAAGGCGAUGCACCAAGUUGUCCAUGACCGAGCCACGGAUCGACGGCACCAUCCUGCAGUCAUUGCGGCAGACCGCGCGCUCUCAUACAGUGAGCUAGAGACGCUCUCCUUGAAGGUUGCGUAUCGCCUGCGAGGAUCUGGUGUGCAGCCCGGCGACCUGAUCCCCGUGUGCUUUUGCAAAUCUUCAUGGGCAAUCGUGGCCAUGCUGGCAAUCAACAAGCUUGGAGCCGCCUUUGUACCAUUGGAUCCAUCACAGCCGGUGAACCGGCUGAAAUCAAUAACAAGGCAGUUGGACGCCACACUAGCUGUUACAUCGCCAGAGAAUCAAAGUCUGGUAGAGGACCUGGUCACGACUACGGUGGUUGUUUCCGAGACCACUGUGUCGGAGCUGGUGGACGUCCAUAACGAGAUUGUCCUGCCAGCGUGUGACCCGGGGGCGCCAGCGUAUUGUCUUUUCACUUCGGGAAGUACAGGAAAACCCAAGGGAUGCGUAGUAGAUCACGCGGCGUUGGCUAGCGUCGCGACCCAUUCCCACGCACUACAUCUGGGACCGACAAGCCGAGUGCUACAGUUCGCAUCCUUCACUUUCGGGGUGUCUCUGAUUGAGGUCUGGUGCACACUCGCUGCAGGAGGUACGGUGUGUCUCCCGUCCGACUCAGACCGCGUGAGCCGUCUAGCGGAUGCAAUCAGAUCGAUGGGAGUAGACUGGUGCAUCCUGACCCCGACGGUGCUUGCCACGCUCGAGCCCGAGGCUGUUCCAAAUCUGCGCACCAUCCUCGUGGCUGGAGAGCCUCUGAAAAAGGCCCAGUUCUCCCUCUGGGCUGAGCGUGCUCGCCUGUUUCAAGCGUAUGGGUUCACGGAAUGGGCAGGAAUCUGCUGCGUGUCGCCGCAGAUCAGGUCUAUUGGGGACGUUGGCAUCAUUGGAACGCCUGCCAAUGCUCGAUGCUGGCUAGUCGAACCGGGGAAUCCGAACCAGCUUGCUCCCAUUGGUGCUGUAGCGGAAUUGGCGGUAGAAGGGCCAAGUCUGGCGCAGGGCUAUUUGCAUGAUCCUGAGAAAACGGCGGCAACUUUGAUCCCGCCACCGCGCUGGCGGGCGCAAUAUGGACAUGCCGACGGCAAGCGGAUCUAUACUACUGGUGAUCUGGUCUACUACGAUUCGAAUGGAAUGCUGCGGUACGUUAGUCGAAAAGACCGGCAGGUCAAGAUCCGUGGGCAACGCAUAGACUUGGCCGAGCCGGAAUAUCAUAUCGCGCAGGCUUGCUGCACGAUUCGCAAUGUGGUGCUUGAUGCCAUUGUCCCCGCGGAUAGUAAUGGAGACGCCAUUCUAGUUGCCUUUGUUCUUCCCUCGAGAGAUGAAAGUUCUAGCAAUGGAGGGCACGACUCACCGUUGUUUGCGGUGCCAGAUGAUCACUUCACAUCUUCAGUCCGACAACUGACGUCCUUCUUGGAGGACAAGCUUCCAGACUACAUGGUCCCCCGACUCUUUCUGCAGCUCAAGGAGACGCCUGUCACAAUCACCGGCAAGAUUGCGCGGCAGAAGCUGCGGGAAGCGGCUGAGGCGCUGCGGCACGAUGAGCUGGUGGCCUUAGCAGGACUUGAAACCCGUGUCCUUCCGCCGAAUACCCACAAGGAGACCCUAAUCCACCAGCUGGUAGUUGAACUCCUCCAUCUGCCGCCGGAGAUGGUCGGCAUGAACCACAAUUUCUUCUCGCUUGGCGGGGACUCUGUGAGCGUAAUGAAACUGGUGAGUCGGGCAAAGCGCGUCGGGCUCUCUUUCACGGUGAAGGAUGUCUUUCGCUCGCCACAGCUUGGUGAUCUAGCACGUUUGACCGAUGUGGUCAACUCAGGAGCCGCACAACAUAUGCCGCCCUUCUCUCUGCUGGAUCGCGGUGCGCAGCCCGGUCUCCUUUCCAUGGCAGCCAAGAUAUGCCAGGUGGAAAGCAGCAUGAUCCAGGAUAUCUAUCCCUGCACGCCACUGCAGGAAGGGAUGAUGACACUGUCAGCAGCUAAGGCGGGCAGCUACAUUGCCCGGUUUGUUUAUCGUUUAGAGGAGCACGUCGAUUCCCCUCGCUUCCGCAGAGCGUGGGAGAUGACUGUCGAGGCAACCCCAAUCCUUCGUACCAGGAUUAUAUCUGCCUCUGAUGGUCGGCUGUACCAGGUUGUCAUUCAAGAGAAGUUUCGGUGGGAUGACGAUGGGCAACCCUCGGGAGAGUGCGUUCAAAACGGCCAGGACAGACACAUGCUGCUUGGGGAGCCCUUGACUCACGCCGCUCUCGUCCGUGACCGGAAUCAAGAUGGGUCUUUGUCCACCGUCUUUGUCCUGACGAUGCACCACUCUGUCUGUGAUCGUUGGUCCGUCGGGCUUAUAAUGGACAGCGUUGAGACGGCCUAUACGGGCCAGACGUUAACAACGAACAGCAUGGGUCCCUUCCUGCAGUAUAUCCAGCAGCUUCAGGGAGGAGACGCGUUCUGGAGGUCCCAGUUUGUCGGCGUGAAGGCGGAGGUGUUUCCUUCUCUCCCAUCCCCGGAAUACACCCCAACGCCAACAGAGACGAUUGACCUAUCGGUCGAGCUACGGGACGCUGUUCCCGGGGGCCACACAAUAGCCAAUGCAAUCAGACUGGCGUGGGCUCUGGUGAUUAGCCACUAUACAAGCUGCUCUGAUGUGGUUUUCGGCGUCACAAUAUCUGGACGCGCCGUCCCUGUGCCCGACAUAGAACGCAUUAUUGGCCCGAUCAUAGCCACGGUUCCUCUGCGUGUGCGCCUGAAAGAGAGCUCUACUGUUCUGGAAGCAUUGAAAGCCAUCCAAGACCAGUCGAUGGAAAUGAUUCCGUUUGAGCAGUUGGGGCUUCGACAGAUUCGGAAACUGAGCCCAGAGGCGGAAGAAGCUUGCAACUUCCAGAGCCAGCUCGUCGUACAGCCGGCGUGGGGUGACGAGAACCGUAGCCUAUUCGCAACGUGCGAGGCCGGUGCGGCUGCAGAGGGUGGCUUCGCGGCGUACGCUCUCUCGAUGAUCUGUCAGCUGGUGGGAUCCAGUCAGAUCGAUGUGAGGACAGAGUUCGAUCCCAAAGUCAUCCAGGCCCCUAUUAUGCAGCGAAUCGUUCACCACUUCGUGUACACGCUGCAAUACCUUCUGGCGCAUCCCGAUGCUCGCGUAGCGGAGAUUCCAGUGGUUAGUCCUGGGGAAAAGCAGUUACUGCGCCAAUGGAACGGCAUCGUGCCGCCCGCCUCUCACCAAUGUGUCCAUGAAAUCAUACAGCAGCGUCAGAUCGAGCGUCCUACCUCUACCGCCGUGUGGGCCUGGGAUGGCCAGUUGACCUAUGCAGAACUUGGGGAGCUGUCCGAUCGCCUAGCGGAAUACUUGGCCACCAAAGGGGUCCAGCCAGAAGUCAUCGUUCCCGUCUGCCUGGAGAAGUCAUACUGGACCACCGUCGCCAUGCUGGGAAUCAGCAAGGCUGGCGGGGCAUUUGCCCUUCUAGACCCCUCUCAACCGGAACAAAGGUUGCAGAGUAUCUGCCACCAACUUAACUCCGCUGUAAUCUUGACCUCCGAGAAAAAUCGCGAUCUGGCCGGCAAGCUGGCAUCUCAUCCCAUUGUGCUGAGCCUGCAGAGCUCCCGCCGCUGGGGUCAUGGGCCAGCAAAACAGGCACCGGCUACAGCCAGGCCGGACCACACGUUAUAUGUUGCCUUCACAUCAGGAUCCACUGGAACACCCAAGGGGGUGGUCAUCGAGCAUCGAUCAUUCUGCACGAGUGCACUGGCGCUGAACCGAAUCACUGGCGUCAACAGUGAGUCGAGAAUGCUGCAAUUUGCCGGAUAUUCCUUUGACGGCAGCAUAAUGGAGAUGCUCAGCGCCCUGAUGGCCGGUGCUUGUGUCUGUGUGCCCUCGGAAUUUCAGCGACGGAAUGAAUUGGUGGCAGCGGCUGCGAAGUUCGAGCUCACUCAUGCCCAUCUCACUCCUUCUGUAGCACGCCACCUCCUGAGAGGAAAUCCCGAGUUUACAAAGACCUUGGUGAGCGUGGGAGAGCCCAUGACAGCGUCUGACGUUGCCGACUGGGCCAGUAAUGGACAGUGUAAGGUGAUGAAUGGGUACGGGCCUGCGGAGUGCGCGGUGUCGACCACGAUCCAGGCGGCGGUGACAUCCGCCUCCGACCCGAAAAACAUUGGAUUUCCAGUGGCAGGUGUCUGCUGGGUGGUGCAUCCUGAAAACCAUGAUAUUCUGCUGCCGCCUGGCGCUGUGGGAGAGCUUCUGAUCGAAGGGCCCACUCUCGCUCGCGGCUAUCUCAACGAGCCGGACAAGACAGCCGCCGCAUUUAUCCCUCUACCAGCAUGGAUAAAGGAUAUUCGGCCUGAACAACCUCACGGGCGACUGUACAAGUCUGGUGACUUGGUACGAUAUAACGCGGACGGCUCCUUUCAGUAUAUCGGCCGUCGGGACAGCCAAAUCAAGCUACGUGGCCAGCGGAUUGAGUUGGAUGAAGUCGAGAAACAUGUCUAUCAAUGCUGGCCGGGGGUUAUCGCAGUCGUUGCCGUUGAGAUGGUCAGCUUCACUCCUGCCACGCAAACUCUCGUGGCCUUUGUCGUGGUGGAGGAGCAUGUCGAUACCACCGGGGACAUCCUAGCGGCACCAACCCAGGAGUUCACUGGACAAGUCGCUGUAGCGCAGGCUCGGUUGCGCGAAGCUAUUCCCGCAUUCAUGGUGCCCGAGAUCUUUAUCCCUCUUCUUGUUCUGCCGCAAAGUGCGUCUGGCAAGACGGAUCGCCGCCGGUUGAGGAGUAUAGCCACGGCCUGUACACGGGAGAAGCUGGCGGCGUAUGGCGCCGUAGGAACCGGUACGAAACGAGAACCCACAUCAGUCGCGGAGCGGGAGAUGCAGGCAAUCUGGGCACAGGCAUUAAACUUACCUCUAGCUGAGAUUGGAAUGGAUGAUAGCUUCUAUCAACUGGGAGGUGACUCCAUCACGGCUAUGCAGGUAGUCGCUCACGCACGGUCCAAAGGGUUGGCCGUAACAAUGGAUAGUAUUCUGCGCCUCAAGUCCAUCUCCAAAAUUAUGUCCCAUGAGAGUUCAUUGUCACCGGCAAUCGUGCACAUAGACGAAGAGGAGGAUGUGUGGUUUGCCCUCUCCCCGAUUCAACAGAUGUUCUUUGACCGGCAACCCAGUGGCUGGGACCGAUUUAGCCAGGUCUUUCUGCUUCGUGUCUCACAGCCUGUCACUGCGAGCCAGCUGCAAAUGGCCCUGCAUACCCUAGUCUCGAAGCAUCCCAUGCUCCGCGCGCGGUUUGCGAAACAGCACGAUGGAAGUUGGCGCCAAGUCAUCACCUCGAAAAUCCAGGAAUCCUACCGCUGCCGUUCUCAUCGAUUGAACCGUCGGUCCAGCGUGGAUGGCGUUGUCUCAUCCGGCGCCUGUUCACUCAGUAUCCAGAAAGGGCCACUGAUUGCAGUCGACUUGAUGAGUCGGGAGGACGGGGCGCAGUACCUCUCCAUUGUAAUCCAUCAUUUAGUGGUGGAUCUAGUCUCAUGGCGCAUCAUCCUGGCCGACCUCGAGGCUAUGCUUAGGGGAGAAAAUCCCAUGGCCAACCAUUCGACCCCUUUCCAAACAUGGUGCCGACUACAGGCGGAGUAUGCUCGGCAAUAUCUCUCCCCACAGCACGCUUUUCCUACGGAUCUUCCCGACCACUACCAUCAGGAUCCGUCAGUCUUCUGGGGUCUUGCUGGACAACCGAAUCUUGUCCGCGAUAGCCGGCGCCAAGUGUUCACCCUCGACGAGCACACAACCAGACAGCUUCUAGGCGCCGCAAAUGCUGCAUUCGCCACCCGGACCGACGAGGUUCUGCAUGCUGUUCUUCUUUACUCAUUUCUCAAGGUUUUCCCGCAUCGCAUAGCGCCGCUCACGUUUAGCGAGGGUCAUGGAAGAGAGCCAUGGGACUCGGCCAUUGACCUAUCACAGACAGUCGGCUGGUUCACGACCAUGUGGCCAGUUGUUGCCGAGCUGCAGCAGAAUCAUAGUUUCCUGGAAGUUGUGUGCCGCGUCAAAGAUGCUCGCCGGGCGGUUCCUUGUAACGGAUGGGCGUACUUUGUGUCUCGCUAUCUGAAUCCCAGCGGCCGGCAGGCAUUCCAGCAGUUCCAUCCUGUCGAGUUGGUCUUUAAUUAUGCUGGUGAGUACCAACAAUUCAACCAAGCGGGUGCAUUCUUCAUUCCAGAUAUGCCCGAGUACCAAGGAUCACUGGAUGCUGGAGAGCAGAUUCAGCGGUUUGGCAUCUUUGAAGUGUUUGCGUCCGUGGUGCGAGGCUGCUUGCAGUUUCAGUUCAUGUACAAUCGUUACAUGAAGCACCAACUCGAGAUUCAGAAGUGGAUAGAGUCAUGCCGGCAAACGCUCAUCGAAGGGUGUAGCACAUUGAUUGCAGCCAAGCCGAGCCGUACUCUUUCGGAUUUUCCCCUUCUUCCAUUGACGUAUUCGACGCUCCGGGAACUCCUCGAUGUGACUCUCCCUACUGCGGGCGUGUCGGUUGAGAACGUCGAAGACAUCUACCCCUGCUCGCCCAGUCAGCGCGGCAUGCUGAUUGCACAGGCUAAAGCCGCGCACAACUACAAUGCCAGCGUGACCUGGAGUAUUCGAUCGCGCAUUGACUCUCGGCCGAAUGUUGCGCGUCUCAAAGCCGCCUGGUGUGAGGUAGUGAAACGGCACGCGAUUCUGCGCACCGUUUUUGUGGAGAGCCCGUGGCCUGAAUCCUACAUGGAUCAAGUUGUAUUGCAAAACGUCUCACCAGAAUUCGUGUUCUGCAGGGGCUCGGAUUCUUUGCCCCAGUCGAUAUCCAGCCCAGGGCAGACGAGGUGGUCGAAGGGACAGUGCCAGCACAUAAUGCGGGUCUGGGAGAGGGACAAUGGAGAUAUUCUCUGCCGUCUUGAUUUGAGCCAUGCUAUUAUGGAUCGGACCACGCUAGCCAUCAUUCAGAAGGAUCUCUCACUGGCAUAUGAUGAGCGUCUACUCCCAGGCCGAGCACCUCUGUACCGUGAUUACAUCUCUUACAUCUACCAGCAAGACUCUGAGAGCGCGAGACAGUACUGGCAAGGUUACCUAGAGGGCGUCGAACCAUGCGAAUUCCCGACGCUGAACCCCGUUGAUCCAUCCAUUACCAAGGAAUGGGGUAAUCUGUACCGGACGCUCGAGGACAGAAGAAGACUGGAAGAGUUCUGCCGAACGCACAGUGUCACUCCAUGGAACGUGGCAGGACUCGCUUGGGCAAUGGUGCUUCGCAGCUUUACCAGGACCGACAGUGUGUGCUUUGGCUAUGUAAAAUCAGGUCGUGAUCUUCCGAUCGACGGGAUUGCCGGUACUGCUGGUCCGGUUUUCAAUCCUCUUCCAUGCCGCGUGCAUCUGACCGAGAGACUGACAGUCAGGGAGACUAUUGGCAGGCUUCAAGAAGAAUAUUUGCAGAGCCUUGCCCAUCAGUCGUUCCCUCUGUCUGAUAUCCAUCGCCUGGCCGGAGUAACUAGUGGCGUGCUCUUCAACACAUCAGUUGCGGUUCAAACAGAGGUAGCGUCAGAGGCAGAAGAGGCCAAGAGGAGCCUGGAGUUCACCACCGUCGCCAUGGAGGACGGGACAGAGGAUGAUAUGGUCAUUACCCUCGUUCCAAGGGGCGGCGAACUAGUGCUGCAUCUGAGGCACAGAUCGCGCACACUCACAACCGACCAAGCCUCAACGGUCCUUGCGACAUUUGAAAAGGCACUGUGCUCCAUAUUGGCGAACGCCGAAGCUCCAAUGACGUCCAUCGAUGUGUUUAGUGACCAUGACAAGGCGAUCCUUUGGUCACGUAAUAGACGCGUCCCCGAUGCAGUGGAAUCUUGCGUACAUGAGCUCAUCCAGAAGCACUGUGUAGAGCGCCCGCACUCCCCUGCUGUCAAUGCUUGGGAUGGGGCAUUCACAUACGGGCAAUUGGACGAGUUGUCCUCCCGGCUUGCAGUCUAUCUAGCUGCCCAAGGCGUUGGCCCCAAUGUCGUUGUUCCUCUUUGUUUUGAAAAGACGCGGUGGACGCCGAUUGCCAUGAUGGGUGUCAUGAAGGCCGGCGGUGCCUUUCUUCUUCUGGACCCCUCAUACCCCCUUCAGCGCCUCAAGGACAUCUGCGCGGAUAUCGACUGCAGACUGGUGGUGUCUUCAACAACCCAUGAAGCCAUGAGCAGGGAACUAGCCUCCACGGUGGUCGUCGUGGGCGAGGAUCGUCAUCACUGGCAGCUGGAGAAUACCUCACAUACUAUUACCAUGCCGAAGGUUCGACCAGCCGACGCGCUGUACGUUGUGUUUACGUCUGGCUCCACGGGCAAGCCAAAAGGUGUUGUCAUCGAGCACCGGUCCUAUUGCUCCGGUGCUCUAGAUCAUAUUCGAUCAUACAAUCUUACUCCUCAGUCCCGGGUCCUGCAGUUCUCGUCAUACGCCUUUGACAUCAGCAUUGUGGAACAGCUGAGCGUGCUCAUCGCAGGUGGUUGUAUCUGUGUGAUCUCGGAGUCUCAACGGAAGAACAGUCUGGGCGAGGCCGCCACUGCUUUGCAGGCCAACCACGCCAUGCUCAUUCCUUCCGUGGCUCGCUUAGUCCGACACGAGGACUUGAGCACCAUCACAAGCCUAUCUUUGGCUGGUGAGUGCAUGCAGGAAACAGAUGUGUCCUACUGGGCACAACACGUUCGUCUCAUGAACGGGUACGGCCCGGCCGAGUGUUCUGCAUUGUCGCUGGUCCAACCCUGCGUCCUCCCGCAUAGCGACCCGCACGAUAUUGGGUACCCCGUUGGGUCUGUUGCUUGGGUGGUAGACCCUCACGAUCACCACAAACUAGUUCCAAAUGGUGCUGUUGGGGAAUUGCUGAUUGAAGGCCCCAUCGUUGGCCGGGGGUACAUCAACAACGCCGAGAAGACAGCGGAAGUCUUCAUCGAGCCCCCAACCUGGCUACGUACUCUUCGAGGACACUGUACCUCGCGUCUGUACAAGACAGGCGACCUGGUGCGGGCAAACCCCAGUGGCUCUCUCAGCAUCCUUGGGCGCAAGGAUCGUCAGGUCAAAUUGCGCGGCCAACGGUUAGAGCUUGGGGAGGUCGAGGCUAACGUGCAGCAUUGCUUCCCUGGGGCGCUGGAUGUAGUGGCAGACUUGUUACCUUCUUCCAGGGGCGGAAAACCGCAGUUAGUCGCCAUGGUUUUCCAAAAUGCAGAGCGAGCAGCGCGUAUUGCUCCCGAAAGCGACAGCAAGCUCAUCGCAGAACCCUCGGUGGACUUCAUGCAGAGCGCCACAACCGCAGAAACCAGGCUUCGACAAACGGUGCCCAACUUCAUGGUGCCGUCCAUGUUCUUGCCGCUGGCCCAAAUCCCUCGAACUCAUUCAGACAAGGUUGACAGGAACAGCCUCCUGAAAGCCGUCGCUGCUAUGUCUUCAAUCGAACUACAGGCGUAUAAAGCUUCGGUUGAUGCUGGGCACUGUUCGACGCGGGCUCCGUCGACCGAGGAAGAGAAGAAGCUGGCGGAAAUAUGGGCGGAUGUCCUCAAAGUGCCAGUAGAACAUAUUGGAGCCGACGAUAAUUUCCUACUCAGCGGCGGUGACUCCAUCGACGCCAUGAAGGCUGCCGCAUUCUGCCGUGCUGCGGGUAUGGCUUUGAGCGUCGCCGAUAUCUUUGCUCAUCCUGUCUUGUCGGAUCUCGCAAAGGUGGCCGUCCCCAAGUCCCUCAAUGGCUCCUCGACCUCCCAUCAGCCAUUUUCGUUGAGUCCGGUAGACAGCCCCAAGGACCUGCACAUGUCAUUGAUGGAGCAGGGUCUCGUCCCUCCUGGAUCUGCACUGGCAGACUUACUACCGGGUACACAAGCUCAACAAUUUUUCAUUGAACGAGGUACUUUCCACUCUUAUAACUUUUCUAUCCGCGGCCCUCUGGACAGAUGCCGGCUUCAAAAGACGUGUACAGCGAUCCUGUCUCGACACAGCAUUCUCCGAACAAAGUUCCUACAAUACGAGGGCCGUCUGAUACAGAUUGUCCUCGAUAACCUGGAGACCCCUUUCACCCAUUAUACGACUGAUGGAGAUCUUCUCGAGUUCUGCAAGUCGCUCUGGGAAAGGGAUCUGGCAGCGUUAGAUGGACUGGGAAGACUCCCGUGCAAGUUCACUCUCGUGUCCCGCUCAGAGCAGGAGCACGUUUUUACGAUCCAAAUCUCCCAUGCCCAGUGGGAUGGGGUAUCUAUUCCACGUCUUUUCAGUGAUAUAGCCGCCAUAUAUAACCAGAUACCACUGCCAUCAACCACCCACUUUGCCGAUUACGUCUAUCAUCGUUCCUCGCGAGACGAGCGACCUGCCUUUGAUUUCUGGAAGAAAUAUCUCCGAGGCUCCUCUAUGCCCGUGCCGUUCCCCGCAACGAACUGCCAGGACCGCGAGCACAAGACUCAGUGGACCUUCCAAGGCAUAAAGAAUCCCCGUCUGCCCGCGGGCAUCACAAUGGCCUCCCUCGUCAAGGCGGCGUGCGGAUUCCACCUCUGCCAGCUUCUAUCCCAGAACGAUGUGGUUUUUGGGCACACCGUGAACGGCCGGAACCUGGCCCUUGAUAAUGUCGAAGCUCUCCUGGGAUGUUGCCUCAACUUCAUACCAUUGCGGGUGAUGCUGCAGCCCUCGUGGACGGUCCUGGAUCUGCUCGCCCACGUGCAGGAACAGUACACCCGAGCGCUGCCACACGAGCACCUCGAGCUCCGGGAUAUCUUCAGACAUUCGACCCCUUGGCCCGCGGAUACCCAGCUCAGCUUCAUUGUCCAACAUCAGAAUAUCGAGCUGCACCACAACAUCGCCUUGGACGGUCUGCAGGUGCAAUACUCCAAGUUCGCACAGUUCGAUCCGUUGACGGAAGUUUGGAUCUUUUCCGAACCUCACCCAGACCGACUGGAGAUCCAAGUGUGCGCCAAUACCCGGGUCUUAUCUGAGGACCAGGCAAGAGCUUUGUGUCGGCGGCUCUGUGACCUGAUCGAAUUCUUCUCUGCUUCACCAGACUGCCCGCUGAGCAAAGUAGUCGAUCACAUGGACCGCCCAGGGCUACUCGCAGAAGAGAAAGUGCUAAACUGA